CGCGGCCAUGGCGAACCACCUGCGCUUCGUGGGCCGCACGGUGAUGGUGCAGAACGGAAACGUGGAGGCGGCGUACGGUGUCCUGAACAGCUCCACGUCCCGCCGCCCCCUCGCAUGCGGGUGUAAGUAGCGUGAAAUACAGGAAUAGCUCAGCGCAGACCCAGGCGAGGGCAGCGGAGGAAGAGACGGUGCCACCGCUGAGCUGUGUGCGAUCGCUGGUCCCACCUGAAAUGAAACUCGGGGACGAUUCCUUCCCCUCCUCACGGAGGGACGGCGAGAAGAAGGAGCUGAGGGUCCCCGUGGGGACCGAGCUGUGCCCGGGCUUUGCAGCGUGGGGUGCUCGUUCCUCCCCUCCUCGCACAUCCCAGAACUGUUCCUGCCGCCGUCACCGCUCUCUCCCCUCCCGCAGGAUCCUGGCUCAGGACGGCGUGGCCGAUGCCGUGCGGCGCUCCCGGUACUACGAGAAGCCGAGCCGGGCGCGGCGGCGGCGGGCGUUCGAGGCGUGCCGGCGGGUGUACUGCGCCGAGAUGGCGCGCAGGAUCGCCUUCCUGGCGCGGAGCAGCCGGCAGGACCCGUGGCUGGGCUGCUAAGGGGGGGCCAGCCCCAAUAAAAUCCUUUCGCUCUAC
Messenger RNA from Cyanistes caeruleus (blue tit), 626 nucleotides. The record is from RefSeq and is a predicted model, not a curated record. Lineage: Eukaryota; Metazoa; Chordata; Aves; Passeriformes; Paridae.